Molecule: messenger RNA, 1298 nt
Organism: Schizophyllum commune H4-8
Lineage: Eukaryota; Fungi; Basidiomycota; Agaricomycetes; Agaricales; Schizophyllaceae
Product: oxidative stress survival, Svf1-like protein
Exons: 4
Coding region: 18-1268 (416 amino acids)
Biological process (GO): response to oxidative stress
Cellular component (GO): cytoplasm
Source: RefSeq, a predicted model, not a curated record
UCCUCUCUCGCACCACCAUGUUCAACUCAUUUUUCUCGACGACCGCCCCCGAUGCGCAGAACUUCCACCCAGUGACCGACCACAUCAAGGACGGGCAAAUCUACGGCGAGCUCACCUCCAAUGACCUCGAAUGGACAUGCGGCGGCUCGUUUGCGACGGAGACGCAAACGUGGUACACCUUUGGCAAUGACGGGACCUUCUUGAUGUGCCAGAUCAUACACUCUUCCGUCGGGCUCUGGUACCCGCAGAUCCAGUUCACGUGCAAAGUCUUCAACCCUGUACGCAACAUCAAGAUCUGGAAGUCCGUCAAUAUCAGCAACUUUGUCACCCCGCCGCCUGGGCAAGACAAGCGCUCCUCGCGAUCGGACCAGUUCUCCGUCACGCACAAGGCCGCCGAAGGCGAGUUCCCGGAGAAGUACAUCAUCAACGCGAACCUGGGCACCGACCUGCAGAUCGCCCUCGAGAUCCGCCGUCCUGCGACCGUGCCCGGCUUCAAGGUUGGCAACGGUCCCAAGGGUGGCUUCUCGUACUUUGGUGCGGAUGAGGCGAACCCGGAGGGGUACGUCGUGCAUCGCUUCUGGCCGCGCACCAGCGUCACCGGUCACCUCAUCAUGAACGGCGCGGCGGAGCCCAUGGAGGGCCCGGGCAUGUUCGUGCACGCGAUUCAGGGUAUGCGUCCGAAUCUCGUCGCCGCACGCUGGAACUUCGCGCACUUCCAGAGCGACGAGGCCGGCGGCGUCUCUGGCAUCCAGAUGGAGUUCACCACGACGGACGCGUACGGAAAGAAGGGCCCCGGCUCGGGCUUUGUCUCGGUCAACGUUGGCUCGCUCGUCGUUGGCAACAAGCUUGUGGCGGUCACCGCAGAGACGAAGUGGCCGGGCGAGGAAGUUCCGGCAGAGGCGCCGGUCAUCUCGCGCGCGACGCACACCAAGACGGAGCAGGACGAGGAUACGGGGUACAAGGGUCCGACGGAAAUCGCUUUCGAGUGGAAGGGCCCGUCCAUCGUCCCCGACGCGAAAGGCGACUACGCAGCCAAGGUUACGUGCGACCUGGGCCCUGUCGCUACGCCGCACGGCCUCGUGGACAAGGUGGAUGUCCUCGCCGAGAUCCCCUAUGCGGUGAAGAUGGUGGUGAACUAUGUCGCCGGCACGAAGCCGUAUAUCUACCAGUGGAUGAAUCCGGCGACCAUGACCCUUCACGAGCCUGGCAAGGAGGAGCCGACCGAGAUUAACGGUACCCUCUACAACGAAGCGACCUUCAUCUCAUAGUUCAUGACCGCGACGCUUUGUAUUCCUCCU